UUAAGAAGAGAAGUUAGAAAGACAUUAGUCUCACAUGCAUGUCAGAUGUAACGUCUCCUUCAUCAUUACUGUUGAUGCACAUUAGAAGACUUUCUGACUGGCUGUGCAGCAGGACUGGAUGUGAUGAUGGAUCACUCUUUUCUCUGUGUGCUGGGGUUAUUCUGAAUUUGUCAGAAGUGUGAGGAUUAGUUGAGAGGAUGGGACUCAUUUUAUUCUGUGUGCUGGAUUUAUUCUGGCUGUAUACACUCCUCUGCACUGGACACACUCAAGGAGCUGUUCUGACCAUUGAUCCUAACUGGUCGACUUUUUAUACUGGAGAGUCUGUUACCUUCAUAUGUGACAUGAAGGAAGGAACAAACACUGACUGGGAAUACAAAAUCCUCAAGGAUGGUCAAGAAUUCUUUCACUACAACUCACAUUCACUCUACAGAUUAAGACCUUUACAUAUAAGUGAUGAAGGUGAAUACCAGUGCUGUGGUCGUCUAAAGACUUCACGUUAUUCAAAGUGCAGUAAUAAGAUCUUUUUAAAUGUUCAGGCAGAUAAACCCAGAGCAGAAGUGACAGCAGGAACAACAACCAUAUCAGUAGGAGGCAGCGUGACACUGAGCUGCUCUGUGGACAACUCUGCUGGAUGGAAAUACCAGUGGUUCAGACGAACCUCACACACUUCUGAAUAUCCCCUUAAAACAAAUGAUGAACAAAACAGAAUCAUCAGUGUGUCACAGGGAGGAAUCUACAGGUGUAGAGGAGAGAGAGGAGAUCCAGCCUUUUACUCUGAUAUGAGUAAUGAUGCCAGUAUUAAUAUAAUCUUUUCCAACCAGGUUGUUGUAACACGACAACCUGACUGGCCUCAGAUUUUCAGUGGAGAGAAAAUCACUCUGACAUGUGAGAUCCAGGGAGGAGAAACCACUGAGUGGAUGUGUGUAUGGAGACAUCUUGGGGCAGUUACACCGUGGAAAUCCAGUAAACAGUUUACUUUUACUGUUUCUGAGCGCAGCAGUGGAGACUACCAGUGUCAGUGUAAACGCAGAGAUGACUCAUAUUCUUCUACAAAGUGGAGUGAAGCCAUCAGACUGUCAGCAUCAGAAAAACCCCGGCCUGUCCUCUCUGUGUCUCCAUCAUGGCUGAGUCCUGGAUCCUCAGUAACUCUGAGAUGUGAGAUUAAACCUCCGUCUGCAGGAUGGAGGUUCUACUGGUAUAAAGCUGUUCCUGAUCUGUCACACCGGUAUGGCCCUUACAGCUAUGAUCUGCUGCCUGGUAGCUCCAACGGGACUGCUGGUAGUUCCACCAUUGUUCAUGAACAGACACACACAGCAGGAUAUGUAUGUAGAGCUGAAAAAGUGGACCGUGUUUAUUCCACUGAUCACAGUCAACGCACAUUUGUCUGGUCUGAAGAUAUUCAUCCAGCAGCAUCUCUUACAGUUAAUCCUGACAGAGUUCAACACUUCAGUUCUGACCCUGUUUCACUGAACUGUGAGGGAAACUCCUCUGAGUGGAGAGUGAUGAGUCUGGUUAACAAUGUCCUCUCACAGUGUUCUUUCUGGGGGACAAUGAACGGACAAACAUGUACUUUUAAAACAUGGUUCAGUGAUGCUGUGUAUUGGUGUGAGUCUGGAUCAGCACUGAGCAAUGCAGUCAACAUAACUGGACAGUUUGAUUCUGGUGGUGUUAUUCUGCUGAGUCCUGUCCAGCCUGUGACUGAGGGAGAGUCCGUUACUCUUGGCUGCACGUCGAGGAUAAAAAAUAUUCUUUCCAAUGUGCUUUUUUAUAAAAAUGGCCAACUCAUGCAAAACGAUACCAGAGGGGAGAUGAUCAUGACAGGUGUGUCAAAGUCUGAUGAAGGCCUCUACAAGUGUCUGCACUCAGGAAAUGAAUCUCCACAGAGUUGGAUGGCUGUAAAACCAGCUUCCAGGACUGAAAAGACUUCAUUUGUGACCAGUUUGGUCGUUGGGCUGCUUUGUGGAAUUUUACUGAUUUUUCUUCUGCUGCUGUUGUGUCUUUACAAACUGUCAAAGGGUUCAUUCUUCACCAGCACAAACCAGAGCUCUGCUACAGACAAGGAUGAAGCUCAACUCAACAAAAACACUUCUCUUCACGGUAACGCUAGUGUCUACGAGUCAGUAAACGGCCCAGAUGAUGCUGGAAAUGAUGCGGUAUAUGCGAUGGCAGAUGAAUUCAGCGACGUCACAUAUUCCGCAGUUGAGCUUAAAACCAUCACUAAGAAGAGAGAGAAUAAGAAAGCAGAGGAGAAAUCUGUUUACUCUGCUGUGAAGAUAGGAUCAUCUACGGACAAGAACCAUUACAACAAUGCAGCUUUCUUUGAAGGAAAAUCAGCUCCUGCAGCCAAUGAGGCGGUUUGUUCAGAAGUUACACCAGAAAACAAACUUGAUGAAGCAGGAAUGGAAUAACAUUCAUAUUUGUCACAUAAGCAAUCUACUUUGAAAGAUGUUAUUAGUUCGAAUUAUUAUUAUUAUUAUUAUUAUUAUUAUUAUUAUUCCAUCAGGCCAAAAACAGAUCUGUAUUGAUAAAGUUGCCAGAAUUGACUAAAUAAAACUAUGUCUAUUUUAAUAUAAGUCUGUGUACAAAAAACACACAACUACAUUAUAUUCUUGUAAUACUGUAAAUAUUAGUUUAUUGUAUGAGCUAAGAUUUAAUAUUAAGUGUUAUGAAAGUCAGCCGCUUUUUACACGAUCUACUGUCAAACACUUUUUGUUAUAUUAAAAAUUAGAGCAGUUUCCUGAGUUAAAGUUGACUGCUUACUGAAAUAUGUUUCUAUUUUUGUUUUGUUUGGCCUUUUAUUUAAACACAUGCAUAAAUAAAUAUUUUAUUUGGCCCCUGCAGUAAUCUCAUAGCUGUGUAUUUAAUGUAUGGCAUUGUAAAAUCCAUUAAGCUUUUUUGUUCCAAAGCUUUUCUUUAUGUUGUAUUAUCAAAUGGUUUGCUUGUUUUUCAAUAAAAUUUAACCGAUUAUAUUUUGCAGUGUACACACAUUAUUCCUGAUUGAUGUGGGGUUCUUUGUGUUUUAGGGUGAUAAAACACAUCUAAGUACAUCUGUAGAUAAACCUACAAUCUUAUAUGCUGUAUGUGUUUUAACUUAAUCAGAUAUUUUCUGUUGUAUGUUUUACACUUGAAGAUGGGGAGCAGAUUAAAACAACUCUAAUAACAUGUUAAAAUAUUGGACAUCCUCAUUUUUACUAAACUCAGACAUAACCUGGCAACUUGUUGAU
Melanotaenia boesemani (Boeseman's rainbowfish) is the source of this 3224-nucleotide messenger RNA. RefSeq names its product Fc receptor-like protein 5. The transcript is spliced from 16 exons. Gene Ontology annotation, biological process: cell surface receptor signaling pathway. Bases 198 to 2408 code for a protein of 736 amino acids. The record is from RefSeq and is a predicted model, not a curated record. Gene Ontology annotation, molecular function: transmembrane signaling receptor activity. Lineage: Eukaryota; Metazoa; Chordata; Actinopteri; Atheriniformes; Melanotaeniidae.